UGAAAUAUCCUUGAUAAAAACUUUCAUGACCCACCAACAAAAUAUUAUUUUUUAUUUCUAAAAUACACAAAUUAGAAGUAUCAUUAAUGUUUCAAUUGAUUAACCACCCUAUGAGUUCAAACAAAAAUAUUAUGAUCUAUAAAAAAUAUUCAGUGAAGUGCUCAAGAUUUGAAUUUAUAAUAUAAAUUUAAACUUGAUAUGUGCUAGAAAGUGAGCCAAUUCCACGCAAGUAGAAUACUAAAACUCCAAGAUAAGAGAUAGUCAAGCGAUGUUUGAGUUUUGAGGAUGGCUUUGCUCACAUCCUGUUGGCUCAUCAUUGAAUCUAUCAUCAUCCCAGAUGAAUUUCUGAAGUGGUAUUGUUUGAGCUUCUACAUCCACCCUUUUUUGCUCUUUCUCUGUCAGAUCUUCCUAUGGAUCAAACUGCUACAAACAUGGCUUCUACCCAUUGUCUCUCCUCCUAUUCAAACCACUUGUUUCGUAGCUUCGAGCAUUUUCAGGUUUAUAACUGGUAUCAUCUCUCUAUUCUCAUUCAUUAGAUUGAACAAUAUUAAAACUGUACAUGACAAUUCACUUCUAGUGGAAGAGACUGUAAGAGAACCAAAUGUGCAUGUUGAUGAAGAUAUAAGCUUGGAGGAGUAUGUGUGUUCUGAUUGCAGUUCCAAUUCAGACACUCAAGAUGUGAAUAUUACUAAGGAUUCAUCAUCCAAUUGUGGUUCUGAUUCACACACUGAAGAUGUGGAAAUGGAUGUGUCUUUGCCAUCGGUGUGCAUCUCUGAUUCAGCCGUCAUGGGACGAGAAUCGAUUGAUGAUCAGAGCAGGGAGGCAGAUUUAGAUUCAUUCUACCAGAAGUAUACUGACAGGAUGAGAUGGUUUGAUUUAUUCAAUCAUGACAGAACAUGUGGUAUAAGUGCAAUUCUGAACAAGCAAUUGCCUCCUACAUGUUCAUUUGAGAGCAUAGAGCAGCCAGUGGAAUUGACCUCCAUCCCACACAUCUCAUGGAGCAAGAUGUCUAGAAGCAAGCUCUUAAGAAGCUUGGAAAAUGACUACGAAUUAGUUUAUGUGGCUCACUCGUGCUUGUCCUGGGAAGCACUCCAUUACCAGUACCAAAAGGUUAGGGCUGUAAUUGCACGCUCUGCUUCUCAAAAUGCUGCCUUUUGCGAUAACGUUGCAGGGAGAUUCCAGAAGUUUCAAAUACUUUUAGAGAGAUUUAUGGAAGAUGAGACGUGUGAGGGCAAGAAGAGGUAUUGGAAUUAUGUUCAAAGAAGAUCAUCUCUGAGGGGUUUACUUCAAGUUCCUCAGGUUUCAGGUUAUAUGGAGGAAGGAGAAGAUGAAACUAAGGGAGAGGUCUCCAUGAGGGCAACAGAAGUGUUAAAGGGCAUAGAGAAAUGCAUAAAGACUUUCUGGAUAUUUGUAAAGACAGACAGGAAGAAACCUUGGUGGAAAAUCAUGAGGGGUUUCUUAUGGACUUGUCCACCAUUGGAAGACCCUAGAGACUUGGAACUCCUAUCAGAUCUCACAAAGACACUCCAAAAGAAGGAGCUAUGGCUAAAGGACUUGCAAGGGAAGAAGAGGUGUAGGUUGAAAAGAAUAGUAAAACCUAUGGAAGAAUCUCAAAAGAAGGAAAUUUUAUUUACUAUGAUAGACAUAAAGUUGAUAGCAAGGGUGCUCAAAAUGUCUAUGAUUUCCACUGCUCAACUCAAAUGGUGCCAAGAGAAGCUCAAUAAUAUAGAGUUCAAAGAAGGAAAAGUUACAAGGACAUGUACAUGUUCUCUGUUUCCAUCUUCUUAAUAUUUGUCUGGUAAUAAAAUUUGUGGCGUUUAAUUAUGAGUUGAAGCAAUUUUAGUUAUGAGCUUUUUUAUGAUGUGUAUAUACAUAUAUAUAUUAUAAAUCAAGCUGAUCUUAGUUAUGUUAUGAAUGAAA
Messenger RNA from Camellia sinensis, 1920 nucleotides. RefSeq lists its product as uncharacterized. The record is from RefSeq and is a predicted model, not a curated record. Lineage: Eukaryota; Viridiplantae; Streptophyta; Magnoliopsida; Ericales; Theaceae.